Messenger RNA from Dimorphilus gyrociliatus, 1510 nucleotides. Lineage: Eukaryota; Metazoa; Annelida; Polychaeta; Dinophilidae. The record is from the annotation of a GenBank genome assembly.
ACACACUAUCCCACUUCGAUCCUCAGUAAAAAUGAGUAAUCAGGAAGAAAACAGCUUAAAAAAAGUGAUCAAUCUCUGGUCUGGUAUUGCCGUGGUUUUUGGUAAUAUUGUUGGUAGUGGAAUCUUCAUUUCUCCUAAAGGAGUAUUAUUGCAUUCUGGAUCGGUUGGACUAUCCCUAAUUUUUUGGGCACUAUGUGGAGUUAUUUCAAUGCUCGGCGCCCUAACUUUUGCCGAAUUAGGUACACUUAUUCAUAAAAGUGGUGGAAUGUUUGCUUAUAUACAAGCAGCAUUUGGAAAUUUGAUCGCUUUUAUUUACUUGUGGGCAACAUUAGUAAUUAUUUUGCCAACGACAACUGCUAUUAUAGGACAACUUUGUGGACAAUACAUUCUACAACCAAUUUUCUCUGAUUGUCAAGUACCCGACUUACCACCCAAACUAGUAGCUGCAUGUGCAAUAGCUUUAUUAGUAGUAAUCAAUUCAUUAAAAGUUGAAUACGCGACUAGAAUUCAAAACUUUUUCUCUAUACUAAAACUUUUAUCACUGGCGUGCAUUUUCAUUGGAGGUUUAGUUAAUUUAUGUUUUGGACAUACGGAAAAUCUACAAAAUGGAUUUGCCAAGAGUACGACUAGUCCAAGCGAAAUUGCAUUAGCUCUUUAUGUAGGUAUGUUUUCUUAUGGUGGAUGGUAUACUUUGAACUUUCUUACCGAGGAAAUGGAAAAGCCAGAAAAGAAUUUGCCUAAGGCAAUCGUCAUUGGGUUAACUAUGGUUACAGCUAUAUAUAUAUUAACAAAUAUAUCCUACUUUUCGGUACUUAGUGCGGAUGAACUUCUAAAAUCAGACGCUGUUGCUAUGGUAAAUACUACAUCUUAUACAAUAAUUGCUUUUAAUAAAUUAAUGGACUUUUUUUUACACAAAAAGUCAUUUAUGGAAAAGUUACUACCGAAGGCAAAACUUCUAAUAUCAAUUGCGGUUGCCUGUUCUGUUUUUGGCAGUCUUAAUGGUUUGAUAUUAGCAUCUUCAAGAGUGUACUUCGUUGGAGCUAGGGAUGGUUUACUACCUAAUAUUGUUUCCUGUCUACAUGACAAGAGAAGAACGCCUUUACCAGCAGUAACACUGCAGGGACUGUUAUCAAUUAUCAUGUUAUUUGCUGGUGACAUCUUUAAAUUGAUUAAUUACGUAAUAUUUAUCGAUAGUGUAGCCUUCUUUGCCACAACUCUUGCAUUGUUUUUCCUUCGGAGAAAGAUGCCCGAUGCACCUAGACCUAUCAAAGUUCCCAUUAUAAUUCCAAUAAUUUUCCUUAUCAUUUGCGUGUUUCUAAUUUUCGUUCCUAUAAUAGUUAAACCCGAUACAGUUUUGGUAAGCAUUAUAGUAUUGGCGCUUGCUGUACCGGCGUACAUUAUUGGAGUUAUGUGGGAGAAAAAACCCAAGAUUUAUAAAGUUUACAUGACUAAUCUUACAAUCUUUCUACAAAAGUUAUUCCUUCUCUGUCCUCAGAAGAAUACUUCAUAA